Molecule: messenger RNA, 1443 nt
Organism: Aspergillus mulundensis
Lineage: Eukaryota; Fungi; Ascomycota; Eurotiomycetes; Eurotiales; Aspergillaceae
Exons: 1
Coding region: 1-1443 (480 amino acids)
Source: RefSeq, a predicted model, not a curated record
AUGGCUCUUAUCCUGAACCUCUUGAGGGCGGAGCCAUGUGUCUUCAACGCCAUCCUUGAGAAGCUUAACUUUGUAGACCUCAUGAACUUUAUGGUCUCAACCCCCGCGACGGCAUCCUACAUCUUCGGAUGGGGGGCCAAAGUGCUGAUAUCGAGGUCUAACGCCAACGCCUGGCCGGGCCACGUCGACUUCCAAGACGGCCAGCAGGUCACACGCUGGCACGAGGUCCAGUGGGCCCGAAACAACGCCGCAGGCGCACCCAUCCCCAACCCGAUUCCAGCUCUCCCGCGACCCCUACCCGCGCAAAUUGUGAUGACCAACCUUAACAGCGUGAAUCGGCCGAUCGAGUGGCUGAUUCGACAUGGCCACUAUAAUAUCCUGACCGAUCUACAUACAAACGGCCUCUGGGACCCACUGGGCUACGAGUACAAUGGAGAGAGCUACCUCGCGCAUGCCGUGUAUCACAGUGACCGCCCACUCCGCAUCGCAGACCUGAUCAUCUCCCUAGCGACGAACAAUGCCGAUUGGCGGUACGCUAUCAAACCGUACGAGGUCAACGAUGUCAGAGGGAACGGAACCGGGGCGACUAACCUCGCCUUGCCAUUGUCGCUCCAGCUCAAACCGCAUGGUUACGAGCUGUGGCGGCGGUACUGGAACGCUGUUACCGGACCAAACAUCAACGCCGCCACGGCAAUACCUCAGCGCUACCGGGGUGAACUGGCUGAGCUCAUAGACCGCGCCAUGGCCGAGUCGCUGAGGGACAACCCCGGCGGUGGUUUGAAUCUCGCGUUCUUUAACGGGGCCACCACGACGGUCUGGCACUUCGCAGGGGCGAACUAUAAUAUGGACUUCACCGAGUUCCUUCACUAUCAUACGCCGGGCAGCAUCGACCAGGUCGAAACCAUUGCUGGAUUGACGCCCGUCGAGCAUUGCUACAACUUUGACUCCGACAAUGUGGCUUUUAUUCCUCAGCUUCUGCGCUUGGGCGCGGAUCCGGGCACCAUCCCGGUCCCCGAGGUAUACCUUCGGGACCUCCCCAACCCACGCGAUAAAUUCCUGCAUAGGGUCCUGGAUGACAUCCCCAAUCCGACCACGCCUGCAAAGAUUUCUGACAUUGUGCCCCCGUAUGUAGGCGAGGGAGGAAGUCUGCUGCAUUAUAUCAUUGUGGGGCUGGAAAUCAAGUUAUAUGCCCUGUCAAGAAACGACCGGUUCACAGCUGCGCAGAAGAGGACUCGUCGGCGCACGCUGAUAAAGCGUGCGCAGCGGUUGAUUGCCCUUGUGAGGAAGGGGAAUUCGAACGGGGCGCCAAAUCCUGCGACGCUUGAUAGACACAAUCGAACGGCGUUGCAGCUGGCUCAGAGCCAUGGGUACCACGAGCUUUAUUAUGCGUUGGAGGUCAACCCGGCCGGUCUGGCGAGGAGACAUCGGUAUAACUUGCGGUAG